Messenger RNA from Odobenus rosmarus divergens (Pacific walrus), 2679 nucleotides. RefSeq names its product FtsJ methyltransferase domain containing 2 (gene CMTR1). Gene Ontology annotation, biological process: 7-methylguanosine mRNA capping. Lineage: Eukaryota; Metazoa; Chordata; Mammalia; Carnivora; Odobenidae. The record is from RefSeq and is a predicted model, not a curated record. The transcript has 24 exons. The coding region runs from base 131 to 2638 and encodes 835 amino acids. Gene Ontology annotation, molecular function: methyltransferase cap1 activity; protein binding; nucleic acid binding. Gene Ontology annotation, cellular component: cytoplasm; nucleus.
AAACUGAGGGAGGAGGCGGCGGCUCUGGCAGAGGCAGGGCCAGGCCUGGUGGCGGCGGCGGCGGCGGCAACGGCGGCCUGAGCCCCCCCUCUCCGCUCCCAGGCAGCUCACCCUCUCCCCUCAGCUAACAAUGAGGAGGAGAAAUGAUCCAGAAUGCACUGCCCCUAUCAAGAAACAGAAGAAAAGAGUUGCAGAGCUUGCCCUGAACCUCAGUUCUACGUCUGAUGACGAACCUCCCUCUUCCGUCAAUCAUGCAGCAAAAGCAUCUACCACGAGCCUAAGUGGGUCUGACAGUGAGACUGAGGGGAAGCAACAUAGUUCUGACUCUUUUGACGAUGCAUUCAAAGCAGACUCCCUUGUGGAGGGAACUUCUUCUCGCUAUUCCAUGUAUAAUAGUGUCUCUCAGAAGCUUAUGGCCAAGAUGGGCUUCAGGGAAGGUGAAGGAUUGGGUAAAUACAGCCAGGGUCGGAAGGACAUCGUUGAGGCCUCUAAUCAGAAAGGUCGAAGAGGCUUGGGUCUGACACUGCAAGGCUUUGAUCAAGAGCUGAAUGUGGACUGGCGAGAUGAGCCAGAGCCCAGUGCCUGUGAGCAGGUGUCAUGGUUUCCAGAAUGUACCACUGAAAUUCCGGACACUCAGGAAAUGAGCGAUUGGAUGGUUGUGGGAAAGAGAAAGAUGGUUAUUGAAGACGAGACAGAGUUUUGUGGGGAAGAGCUGCUUCACAGUGUGUUGCAGUGUAAGAGUGUGUUCGAUGUCCUGGAUGGGGAGGAGAUGCGGCGAGCUCGUACCCGGGCCAAUCCCUACGAGAUGAUCCGAGGGGUCUUCUUCCUAAACAGGGCGGCAAUGAAGAUGGCUAACAUGGAUUUUGUGUUUGAUCGCAUGUUUACAAAUCCACGGGACUCUUGUGGGAAACCACUGGUAAAGGACCGGGAAGCUGAGCUUCUGUACUUCGCUGACGUCUGCGCAGGCCCAGGUGGUUUCUCAGAGUACGUGCUGUGGAGGAAGAAGUGGCACGCGAAGGGCUUCGGAAUGACUCUGAAGGGCCCUAAUGACUUCAAACUGGAAGACUUCUACUCGGCCUCCAGUGAGCUCUUCGAACCCUACUAUGGUGAGGGUGGGAUCGAUGGAGAUGGAGAUAUUACCCGCCCGGAGAACAUCACUGCUUUUCGGAAUUUCGUCCUGGAUAACACAGAUCGCAAGGGUGUCCACUUUCUGAUGGCCGAUGGGGGUUUCUCAGUGGAGGGGCAGGAGAACCUGCAGGAGAUCCUCAGCAAGCAGCUGUUGCUCUGUCAGUUCCUCAUGGCGCUGUCUGUUGUCCGAACAGGGGGUCACUUCAUCUGUAAAACCUUUGACCUAUUCACCCCAUUUAGUGUGGGGCUCAUCUACCUGCUCUACUGCUGCUUCGAACGAGUGUGUCUCUUUAAGCCGAUCACCAGCCGUCCUGCCAACUCAGAGAGGUAUGUGGUAUGCAAGGGCCUGAAGGUGGGCAUAGAUGACGUGCGGGAUUACCUCUUCUCAGUUAAUAUUAAACUCAACCAGCUGCAGAACACUGAUUCUGACGUCAACCUUGUGGUCCCCUUGGAGGUGAUCAAGGGAGACCAUGAAUUUACUGACUACAUGAUACGAUCCAACGAGAGCCACUGUAGUCUGCAGAUCAAAGCUCUGGCCAAAAUCCAUGCCUUUGUUCAAGACACGACCCUGAGUGAGCCUCGGCAGGCAGAGAUCCGGAAAGAGUGCCUUCGACUUUGGGGGAUCCCAGACCAGGCUCGAGUUGCUCCUUCUUCCUCAGACCCCAAAUCUAAGUUCUUUGAGCUAAUCCAGGGCACUGAGAUUGACAUCUUCAGUUAUAAGCCCACACUGCUCACCUCCAAAACCCUGGAGAAGAUCCGCCCAGUGCUCGACUACCGCUGCAUGGUGUCUGGCAGCGAGCAGAAGUUCCUCAUUGGCCUGGGGAAGUCUCAGAUUUACACAUGGGAUGGCCGCCAGUCAGACCGCUGGGUCAAGCUGGACCUGAAGACAGAGCUACCCCGGGAUACUCUGCUGUCUGUGGAGAUUGUCCAUGAGCUGAAAGGGGAGGGGAAGGCCCAGCGGAAGAUUAGUGCCAUCCACAUCCUCGAUGUCCUCGUGCUGAACGGCAGCGACGUGCGGGAGCAGCACUUUAACCAGCGAAUUCAGCUUGCUGAGAAAUUUGUGAAAGCUGUUUCCAAGCCCAGUCGGCCUGACAUGAAUCCCAUCAGGGUGAAGGAGGUGUACAGGCUGGAGGAGAUGGAGAAGAUUUUUGUCAGGUUGGAAAUGAAGAUCAUCAAGGGCUCCAGUGGCACUCCGAAGCUCAGCUACACAGGGCGGGAUGACCGGCACUUUGUGCCCACGGGCCUCUACAUCGUCAGGACGGUGAAUGAGCCGUGGACUAUGGGAUUCAGCAAAAGCUUCAAGAGGAAGUUCUUCUACAACAAGAAAACCAAGAUCUCUACCUUUGACCUCCCUGCAGACUCCAUUGCCCCAUUUCACAUCUGCUACUAUGGCAGGCUCUUCUGGGAGUGGGGGGAUGGCAUCCGUGUGCAUGACUCCCAGAAGCCCCAGGACCCAGACAAGCUGUCCAAGGAAGAUGUCCUCUCGUUCAUCCAGACACACAGCGCCUGAGGGCGUGGGGAUGCCCAGCCCUGCCGAAUGACCUGUCGUUC